Molecule: messenger RNA, 872 nt
Organism: Centruroides sculpturatus (bark scorpion)
Lineage: Eukaryota; Metazoa; Arthropoda; Arachnida; Scorpiones; Buthidae
Product: gastrula zinc finger protein XlCGF7.1-like
Exons: 4
Coding region: 60-872 (270 amino acids)
Biological process (GO): regulation of transcription by RNA polymerase II
Cellular component (GO): nucleus
Molecular function (GO): DNA-binding transcription factor activity, RNA polymerase II-specific; RNA polymerase II cis-regulatory region sequence-specific DNA binding
Source: RefSeq, a predicted model, not a curated record
AAUUUAAAUAACUAAAUUCACAGCAUUUACUGUUUAAAUUAAAUUAAUUAACCUCAGAAAUGGACGGAAAACAUCAAUGCCCAACUUGCGGUAGAACAUUUUCGACAAAACAAAAUUUAAAGAGACACAUGCGGACUCACACAGAUGAGAAGCCGUUUAAAUGCAAUAUCUGCGAACGUCAUUUUUCGGAUAAAACCAAUUUAAGACGGCAUUUGCUAUCGCAUUCGGAUGAAACACCAUUCAAGUGCAAUUACACAGGUUGUGGAUGGAGCUUUAAAUGGAAAAAUAAUUUAGAACGACACGUGUACAGAAAGCAUCCUCAAGAGAUUUUAUCUAAAAUUCCAGCAGAUGACCCGAAGAUACAAAGCCGUAUAUGUCACAUUUGCAAAAAACCUUAUGAAAAUUUAUAUAAUUUAAAAAUCCACUUGAGAACCCACAACAGAGAACGGCCAUUUACUUGUAAUUUCUGCAACAGUACAUUCCUGUACAAACAUAAUUUAAACAGACACAUCAGAAAUUUCCAUGCAGGAGAGGAAAGUCCAUCUUGCUCCCAGGAUGUAAAAGACGAUAUUAAAGACGAUAUAAGUGAGAGGAAAAGAAAAGAAUUUGAUCCCUGCUUUAGUGCCGCGAUCGAUUCCGACGAAGAACGAAAACAACGAGAAGAAAUCAUUUUUGGAAUGACAAGUGACACAUCACACGAAACUGACGACAUCUACGAAGACACUACGUUCGGAACAGAUGUGGUACCAUCGACAUCUUUCGAUCUGUUCCCAGAAGUAAGAAUCGAUCGAUAUGAAUUGGAAUGUGUCUUGUGUCAAGUUAAAUUUGACGACGAACUUUCUCUGCAAGAACACAUAAAAAAGUAUCAUUAA